AAAGAAGGAAUGGAAAAGAAUGAAAAAAUUCUACUGGUUCAGUUGACCACGAUUUUCACCAGAGGAUUAAACGCCGAGCCAUCCGUGUUUCAGAGCCUAUUGACCGUUUCCUCAUCUUUCUCUCUGUUUAAGACAAUGUACAAGCCCGCCCUUGCCUUAAUUCACAAAUCCUUUUUAGGUUUGCUUAUUUAUUCACCAAAAUGAAUUAAUUCCCUUUUUCCUAAAUGUAGCACUUCUAUAAUUAUCUCUUUUCUUUUCUUGAUUUGUUCCAUAAUUUUCUCUUAAUUCUUCAACAUGAAGCUGCCCCCCAUUCUCUUUUUGUUUCUUCUAUUUUCUCUCUCAAUUUCCCACAUCCAUUUUCUUUUCCAUUCAUCAUUGCCAUGAUGACAAGUUUCAAUGAAGUCAUUUAUCUGACAAAACACACAGCUUGAGACACAGCCAUCACACCCCUUCUCUUGCUGCCAUUCUCAAUUUCUGGACUGGUUGUUGAAGGGUGUUAGUUCACUGCCUCAUUCAUGUCUUCAAAGCCUGUCACAAGUCCGGACUCAUUUGAGAUGAGCCAUGUUUCAUCAGAAGAUACCCAAUCUGGCCCGAAGAAAAAGGAAUCUGUUGCCAAGAAUGAUGCCAAUUCAGAUGAUUAUCUGCCUUUUGAUCCCAGAAAAGCAGAUCAGAUAGCAAAAAGUAAUAACAAUCAAACAUAUACCUCGCUGUCUGGACUCCAACAUGUGGAACCCCAUAAUAUGGAUCUUAUUUCUGAGGGCAUUACUGAUUCAGCUACUAAUCAUCACCCAUCUCCUAACCCAAGGGUACCUUCAAAUUCAGAACUCCCAACCAUUUCAGCAGGAAUGCCAACAAUUGCAGGGACAACAAAUUCAAAGUCAAAUGAUACUAGAAGUAUUAAUUCCUUCACUAACCAUGGCCAAGGUAUUGGCAACAGCUGUCUUAGUGACAGCCUAGAGAGCUCUAGUGCACCUCUCAAGCCACAUACUGGUGGUGAUGUACGGUGGGAUGCCAUUAAUAUGAUUUCAAAAGGUUCCUCACUCAAUCUUAGCCAUUUCCGGCUUCUCAAGCGCCUUGGCUAUGGAGAUAUAGGGAGUGUCUAUCUUGUUGAACUAAGAGGUACUAAAGCCUAUUUUGCUAUGAAGGUCAUGGACAAGGCCUCACUAGCUAGUAGAAACAAACUCCUGCGAGCACAGACAGAAAGGGAGAUACUUGGACUUCUUGACCACCCGUUCUUGCCUACUCUUUAUUCAUACUUUGAAACAGAUAAAUUCUGCUGCAUAGUUAUGGAGUUUUGUAGUGGAGGUAAUCUUCAUUCUCUUCGGCAAAAACAACCUAACAAGCAUUUUACUGAGGAAGCAGCACGGUUUUAUGCAUCAGAGAUACUGUUAGCUCUCGAGUAUCUGCACAUGCUAGGCAUUGUGUACAGGGAUUUGAAACCAGAAAAUGUCCUAGUACGAGAUGAGGGUCAUAUCAUGCUCUCGGAUUUUGACUUAUCACUCCGUUGCUCUGUUAAUCCUACACUCGUCAAGUCCUCAUCCAUUCAAGUAAACCAUUCUGGUGGUAGUGGUAGCGGUGGCAUUUUAGAUAAUGAAUUUGCAGUGCAUGGUUGUAUGCAGCCAUCAAAUUUUCUCCCACGCAUUUUACCAAGCAAGAAGAAUCGUAAAUCUAAAUCAGAUUUUGGCCUUUGUGUUGGUGGUUCCCUGCCUGAACUGAUGGCGGAGCCCACAAAUGUGCGCUCAAUGUCAUUCGUUGGGACACAUGAAUAUCUAGCCCCAGAGAUUAUUCGUGGUGAGGGUCAUGGUAGUGCGGUGGAUUGGUGGACAUUCGGCAUAUUCUUAUAUGAGCUGUUGCAUGGUACAACCCCCUUCAAGGGCUCAGGAAACCGUGCCACACUCUUCAAUGUGGUAGGGCAGCCACUGAGAUUCCCAGAGACACCGCAAGUGAGUUUUGUUGCACGUGAUCUUAUACGAGGACUUCUGGUGAAAGAACCACAUAAGCGAAUUGCAUAUAAGAGGGGUGCUACAGAAAUCAAACAGCAUCCAUUUUUUGAAGGAGUGAACUGGGCUCUUGUGAGGAGUGGUAUACCUCCACAUGUACCUGAACCUGUAGACUUCUCACAGUAUGCUAGCAAGGAGGCAGCCCCUGCAAACAAGAAGAAGACUCCAGAAAUCAAAACAACUGAUAAAAACAACUCUACUUCUGAUGAUUCUUCUUACAUAGAUUUUGAGUACUUUUAAUGGAUGAGGAUUGAGGAUGACUAUACUAUACCUAUACAUAUUUUGUAGAAAUAGCAACAAGUUGCAACGAAUGAGCCUGAUUUGAUGAUCUAUCAAAAGAGGGUUUUUGUUGACAGAUUUCCAUUCCAUCUCUUUACAGGUAAAGGAGCAAUAAGAAAAAAAUAAAAAAAAGAAAAGAAAGGGAAAAAAAAACCCGUUCCUUGGGGUCUGUUGUCUGUAUACAUAAUGUGAAUUUUGUAUUUGAUGUUAGUUUAUAUGUUAGCAAGGAUUUGUAUUGAUCAAAGUCCAUUGUACAUUGAUGUAUCCCAUUACAAGGUUAUAUACAUACCUACAUGCAUACAUGGAAACAAUAUUUGCAAGCAUGCCAA
Messenger RNA from Ziziphus jujuba (common jujube), 2608 nucleotides. RefSeq names its product serine/threonine-protein kinase RHS3. NCBI's taxonomy places the organism in Eukaryota, Viridiplantae, Streptophyta, Magnoliopsida, Rosales, Rhamnaceae. Gene Ontology annotation, molecular function: ATP binding; protein serine/threonine kinase activity. Bases 516 to 2240 code for a protein of 574 amino acids. Gene Ontology annotation, biological process: protein phosphorylation. The transcript has 4 exons. Gene Ontology annotation, cellular component: plasma membrane; nucleus; cytoplasm. The record is from RefSeq and is a predicted model, not a curated record.